AUGUACAUAUUAAACUUGCGCCUAUUCAGUAAAUUAGCGUUUGACUUUUCUUUCUUUCUCAUUUUCUUUCUUUUUUAUUUUCUUUCUUUCUUUUUUAUUUUCUUUCUUUUUUAUUUUCUUUCUUUCUUAUUUUCUUGUUUCUUUCUUUUUUAUUUUCUUUCUUUCUUUUUUAUUUUCUUUCUUUUUUAUUUUCUUUCUUUCUUUUUUUCUUUCUUUCUUAUCUUUUCUUUCUUUUCUUAUUUUCUUUCUUUUUUUCUUUUUUUAUUUUCUUUCUUUCUUUUUUAUUUUCUUUCUUUCUUUUUUAUUUUCUUUCUUUCUUAUUUUCUUUCUUUUUUAUUUUCUUCCUUUCUUUCUUUCUUUCUUUUAUUUUCUUUCUUUCUUAUAUUUCCUUCUUUUGGUACAAUGAUUUCUAUUCUUUUCUUUUUAAUACUUUCUUUCUUUAUUCUUAUUUUUUCAUUUCUUUAUUUAUUUUCUUCUUUCGUUCUUUCUUUCUUUCUUUCUUUUAACUUUUCCCUCUCAUUUCAUUUUGCGUUUCUUUCUUUCUUUCUUUUUUCCCUCUCAUUUCAUUUUGCGUUUCUUUCUUUCUUUUUUCCCUCUCAUUUCAUUUUGCGUUUCUUUCUUUCUUUCUGUCUUUCUUUCUUUUUUCCCUGUCAUUUCAUUUUGCGUGUCUUUCUUUCUUUCUUUCUUUCUUUCUUUCUUUCUUUCUUUCUUUCUUUCUUUCUUCCCUUCCAUUUCCUUUUGCGUUUCUUUCUUUCUUUCUUUCAUUCUUUCUUUCUUUCUUUCUUUUCAUUUCAUUUUGCGUUUUUUCCGUUAUUUUUUAUUUGCUCCUUUCUUUCUUUCUUUCUUUCUUUCUUUCUUUCUUUCUUUCUUUCUUAA
This is a messenger RNA of Acanthosepion pharaonis, 876 nucleotides long. The record is from the annotation of a GenBank genome assembly. NCBI's taxonomy places the organism in Eukaryota, Metazoa, Mollusca, Cephalopoda, Sepiida, Sepiidae.